Messenger RNA from Misgurnus anguillicaudatus (oriental weatherfish), 5695 nucleotides. Its product is annotated as nicotinamide N-methyltransferase. Gene Ontology annotation, molecular function: N-methyltransferase activity. NCBI's taxonomy places the organism in Eukaryota, Metazoa, Chordata, Actinopteri, Cypriniformes, Cobitidae. Gene Ontology annotation, cellular component: cytosol. The record is from RefSeq and is a predicted model, not a curated record.
GGAAAAUGUAACUAACCCCGGAUUUACACCGCACGAGUCUGCGGCGCGUUACGGCUCCGAGGUGGCUUUGUUUCGUCUUCUACGCGGUGCCAACUCACACAAGAAGCGGAUCAGAAGAGCAGCAGUAGAACGUCACGUGAUUUUCCUGUCAGACGUUUUUCUUGAUUGUCUGAGUUAUAACAUGGAUAAGUUGGCUAAAUGUUAAUGUUUUGUUAGGAUUCAUUCUGUAGGCUGUUUAAUUUUUCGAAUUGUCCUGUUGUUCUGUAGUUAAAAAGUGAAUAAACAUAAAAAUUCAGUUAGGAUUGACAAAUAUUAAAGUAUUAAGCUAUGCAUAUUCGUCUAAAACACAUCCUCAAUUAUGUUUAUUUCACAUAAAGUGCCUGUGAGCAAGAUGAUGUGAAACACGGGAGUCUGCACGAGGUGUUUAUUUUGAAAUUGACAGGAUUUGUGACUUUUAUUUUAUAUUUACGGUGCGGCUUCAACGUGGCGCGCGUCAAAAAUAGACUAGGCACCUAUCUUUAGCGAAGCGGCGCGUAGUGCAGCUUCUGGGACGCUCUUGGAACGUGCCGCGGCGCAUCUGAUGUAAACACGAGCAUUGACUAGAAUGACCGCGAUCGGUUCCGGUUGCCUCUUCGGAGCCGUAACGCGCCGCAGACUCGUGCGGUGUAAAUCCGGGGUAAGUAUUGUCCACCUCUGCUAUUAAGUCCAACUAAAUUCAACUGAAGCUGAUAAUAGUCAGUUUUACUGGCGGUUUUCGCAGCAGCCUCUAUGAAAACCAGCCAUUUUGUUGAAUCACUUGCCACUCAAAAGGGCGAGUUCCGGCGUGGUCACGUGGAUAAGUGACGUCAAUGCAUACCCUCUAUACAUGAAAUAAUUUAGCAGCUAGUUAAAGGGAUAUUUCACCCAAAAAUGAAAAUUGUGUCAUCAUUUUCUCUCACGUUGUUACAAACCUGUAUAAAUUUCUUUACACGAAGGAAGAUAUUUUGAGGAAUGUUUGCAACCAAACCGUUCAUGAUCCAUGAUCCAUAUUUACUUCCAUAAUAUUCUUUUUACUACAUUGGAAGUAAAUGGGGCUCCUGAACGGUUUGGUUACAAACAUUACUCAAAUAUCUUCUUUCAUAUUUAUCAGAAUAAGGAAAUUUAUAAAGGUUUGUUACAACAUCAGAGUGAGAAAAUAAUGACAGAAUUUUUAUUUUUGGGUGAACUAUUCCUUUAAUAACUUAUGCUUUGUUCUGGUUUUACCUGACUCUAGUUUAAACUAAACAAUUUUGUAUGUAAUAUACUACACAAUGUCUAAAAUAGGAUAUAUGGGCAACUUACUUCGGCAUUACUGUUAAACAUAGUAGAUCGCUUCCGGUUCUGUAUGCUUUACGUUAGUGCUGUUUUCAAUUUAGGAGCUAUCAAAGACGAAAAUAACGAUGUCCAGUGGAUAUGCUCAUUAACAUCCAAAUAAAAGAAACUUUUUUAUACUUUAUAGCUUUUGACAAAUGGAUUUUCUUCUCACAUACAUUAAGAUAUUAGAAUAAAAAAAAAUAAUAAUAAUACUACGAAUAACAAUAACAAGCUACGAUGGCACAAACCGGCAAUUGAAAGCGAUCGACCCAGUUUUCCGGUUUGGUCACAUGAUGUUCAACAUGUAAGGGAUAAUGUAGAGGCAGCCGGUAGUUAUCGGGAAAUAAGCCCCGACAGUGUGAUCAGGCGGAGGGUCUUGUAUCACACUGAAGGGGCUUAUUUCGCGAUAACUACAGGCUGCCUCUACAUUAUCCCGCUUAUUACACGGCUACUUGCUACAUAAGGAAAAAAACGGACAUGAAAAUGAAUUUUUUGAAACAUUUUAUUGGCAUAUUUGUUUUAAAUUAACAUUUUUAUCCUUCAGCGAAACUUUGCACAGAUGCAUAAAAUGAUCGUAAUACCUUAUUCCUCUGCUUCAUACUUGUCUGUCUCCAUUUUUUUCUGUUUUAGCCAGUCUUUGAGAAGUUUUAAUGCCCAUUCUGUAUUUUUUUGUGUGUUGGCUUCGUAGCUGUGCUCUAUUUUGUCAAGUUCAGUCUCAAUAAGCUCUCUGUGUCUUGUCGUUUUUUGUUCUUCUAUCCACUGUUUAAAUUUAAAUUGUUUUCCGUACAUGUUAAAAUUAAUGUCAAAAUUUUCCAUUCUUAAUUGCGGUUGUCCAGUGUUUGUCACAAGAUGGCGCCAAACAGUAAUCUUUGUUGGCGCGGAGGGAUUUUACAAGUAGUACCGGCAAUGCGUUAUUACUUUGGAGCGGUUAUUAUUUGAAAAGAACGAACCUGCAAAUGUCUCAACUGACCAAUCAGAAUCAAGCAUUCCAGAGAGCCGUGUAAUAAGUACUGUAUAAUCUGUUAAUACUGUGGAUUAUUUAGGUUAGGCCUAUAUCUUACUGUACCUAACGCUUAUGCGAAAUACUUAUUCUCAUUUUUGAGGUGCUCUGAGUGACUGAUUUGCACAGAUUGACAGCGAUGUCUUGUGAGUUUAGUGUUGAAUAGAUCAGUCAACCGCAAUCACUCCCGCAAUCACACAUUAAAUGGUCAAAUAAAGCUUGGCGGAGUAAAAAAGCAAUGCAAGAAAACCCUGUAGACAUGUUAUCUUUUCAAAUUACUGCUUUUUAUUAUGGGUUUAAAAUAAAAAUGGUUUAAACAUUUGGAAAGUAAUAAACUUUGCUGCAUAAUACAUUUCCUGAUUUAUGUUCUUUAAAGAGGACAUUUCACAAGACUUUUUUACGAUGUAAAAUAAGUCUUUGGUGUCCCCAGAGUCCGUAUGUGAAGUUUUAGCCCCAAAUACCCAACAGAUAAUUUAUUAUAGCAUGUUAAAAUUGACACUUUGUAAAAUGUGCUGUUUUUGGGUGUGUCCUUUAAAAUGCAAAUGAGCUGAUGAAAUGCAAACACACGCUGUUUGUUGAAAUUGUGCUGUCAAUUUUUUUCUGUCUCUUUCUCUCUGCACUAAAUGGCAGUGAUGUGGUUGGAUAGUGCAGGUUAAGGAGCGGUAUUAUUAUAAUAAGAUCUCCUUCUGACAUCACAAGGGGAACCAAAUUUUAAUGACCUAUUGUUUCACAUGCUUGCAGAGAAUGGUUUACCAAAACAACUGGGUUGUUCUUGUUCACAUUUUCUAGGUUGAUAGAAGCACUGGGGACCCAAUUAUAGCAUUUACAGAUUUUCAUGAUUUGUCCCCUUUAAAUAACAUUUAUAAAAGGAAGCUUUGGGGAAUAUAUAGAACUCAUUUAAGAAUUCAACUAAUUUUAAUAACAGAAGGCCAAAUCAUAUGGGAAAUAACAAAAACACAAGUGAAAUGAUUUGAGGAGUCUUUUGUUGACAGACCUUAAGGAAAACUAAGAUUAGCUGGUUAUCUGGGUUAGUUAGAAGUAUGACCUAUAAAGCCUGGUAUGUAGUUCUCAUUUAUUUUUAACCAUCAUAUGAUCAUUGUGCAAUUUUACAAACUAUAGAUGCUCAAAAUAUGAUUCAUAUUAAGCAGUCCAAAUGGAAGACUUAACUUGAAAACUUAAUCAAACUAGGGCAAAACGAGUCACCUCAAUGAUAUAGGAAACCAUACAUCACCAUGUAUUUACAAAUGGACCAUCAUAUACAACUGUGUGUAUUUUUCUGAGCGUACAAAUCUAUUUUAAUAAUAGUUUAAUACUUUGUGAAAUGCCCAUGCAUAACAUCAGUAUUAAAUUAUACAUGUGUUUAUUUGACAAACUUCUAAUAAUGCAAUUGCCAAUUUAAUUAUUUUUAUAAUGUACUCUGAAAGGUACUUCCUUGAUUCGCAGUUUUUUUUUGUAUUUAUGAAUAUUUGAAAUGCACCAUAAAAAAUGUUUUACAAAAAAGUAGCCAGUAUUAAACUUAAUUUGUUUUCCGCAGUGUUUGUGGCUUUUUUAUAUGUCCCACCGCAACCAUUGACUCAGUGUAGACAAGACUGUUGACAAACACAAGAACGUAUUUUUAAUGAUUAAGUAAAAUGAUAUUGAGCAAAUUCUAUUUUGAUCUGAAAUUCUCAUUGGUCCAGCCUCUCACUCAGUGUCAGUUGCGCAAGUAUAGACUUUCGGAAAUCCCAAUUGCGCAGUUUGCUUUAACAAACAACAACCACAGUUGUGGUAAGUAGUUCAUCACAUACGUUUUGUAAGUAUGAGUGAAUGCGUGGGCUUUACUGAGGGAGAGUUCUAUGAGGUGCAUUUUGAUUCACGUGCAUAUGUUAAGAAUUACUAUUCCUGCCCUCGCGGUCAAUUUCUGGAGAGUUUCCGUAGUUUCGUUUUGAGAAGCUUUAGCAGAAUUUUCUCAACAGGAGAACAUAAAGGCCAGAGGCUGAUUGAUGUUGGCAGCGGACCAAAUAUCCACAGCGUCUUGAGCGCGUGCCAACAUUAUGACGAGAUUGUCUUGUCUGAUUUCGUCGAUAAUAAUCGUAGAGAAAUCGAAAAAUGGUUGAAGAAUCAAGACGGCUGUUUAGACUGGACAUCUGUUGUACAGUACAUCUGUGAGCUGGAAGGUAAAAGCCCGUCUGAUUUGGAGGCUUUACUGAGGCAACGAGUCAAAAAGGUUUUAAAAUGUGAUGUCCGGUUAGAGAAUCCGUUCUAUCCGCACACAUUGGAACCAGCUGACUGUGUCAUUACAUCCCUGUGCCUGGAAGCAGCAUGUAAAGACAUUCAGGCAUACCGUCAGGCUUUACAUGGGCUGACCAAGCUCCUGCGUCCCGGUGGACUUCUCGUCAUGAUAGGUGUUUUGGGUGAAACCUUCUACAAAGUGAAUGAACAGUCCUUUUCCUGUCUUACAUUGAGUCAGCGUGAUAUUGAGGAAGCACUUAGAGGUGCAGGCUUCUCUAUCCAUGAGUUUAAUAUACUGCCUACAGAAGACCCAAAAAGCAACUCUGUGUCUGACUUUGAGGCUGUUUUUUAUCUUGUGGCAAACAAAUCUUCUGAAUUACAAACCAAGUAGAGAAACUUACAAAACAGAACAAAAUCAGCUAAGCAUGCUUAAAUUACAUUAUUAAGCGGCACUUUAGAUCAGGGUUUUCCUGGAUCGAAAAAGGGUCUACAAUCGUACACACACACAGUAAAAGGGUACCCCACCCAUAUGAAUUGAGAUCUUUUUUACUAGUUUAUAUGUAAAAAUGCUACCGGUAAAACCAAAGUAGGUUUAAAAAUCUGUUUAAGAUAUCAUAUCAAGUAAAAUAAUAUAUCAAAUUUUUACUAACAUACUAAUUUUUACCAUAUAAGAAAUAAUUUACCAGCUAGUAAGGGAUAGUUCACCACAAAAAUAAAAUUCUGUCAUUUCCUCACUCUCAUGUUGUUACAGACCUGUAUUUCUUUGUUCUGAUGAACACGACGGAAGAUAUUUUGAUGAAUGUUUGUAACCAAACUUUCAUGAGCCCCAUUUACAUCCGUAGUACUUUUUUCCCUACUUUAGAAGUAAAUGGGGUUCCCGAGCGGUUCAAAUGAAUCAGUUCAAAUGAGUCAUUAGGUUGUGAAUCGGACUCUACGCACAUACUAUCUCGCAAUCACACAUUAAUCAUAAUGUAAAUAAAUAAAGCUUGGCGGAAUAAAAAAGCAAUUCAGGAAAACCCUGUAGAGAUGUUAUCUGCUUAAUAAGUGCUUUUUAUUAUGGUUUUGAAAUAAAAAUGGUUUAAGCAGUUUGCUUCUUUAAAUGCAUUAUGUAAAUUAACAUUUGGAAAGUAAUAAACAUUACUGUGAAAUACA